This is a messenger RNA of Exophiala oligosperma, 796 nucleotides long. RefSeq lists its product as uncharacterized. Gene Ontology annotation, cellular component: mitochondrion; membrane; cytoplasm. The transcript has 4 exons. Bases 133 to 651 code for a protein of 172 amino acids. NCBI's taxonomy places the organism in Eukaryota, Fungi, Ascomycota, Eurotiomycetes, Chaetothyriales, Herpotrichiellaceae. The record is from RefSeq and is a predicted model, not a curated record.
UGAACUUCACUCUUUCAGUUCUGUACCAGGAUAGGAGAAGAAAUCAGGAAAAGUAUCAUCAAGGCUGGAAAGUAGCAUGAAGUCCUGAAUUACUCCGGAUAUAUCUCUCGGCAAAUAAGAACAGGGGACAACAUGUUGCGGUGGUAUCAAGCUAAGCUGGCCAAACGGCCAUUGUUGACACAAGCUGUCACCACUGCUGUACUUUUCGGCGCCGGCGAUACUCUGGCCCAGCAAGCUGUGGAGAGGAAAGGAUUCCGCAACCACGAUGUGACACGAACAGGUCGCAUGGUACUCUACGGAGGGUGUAUAUUUGGACCAGCAGCCACGAAGUGGUACCAGAUUUUGCAGAAGCGCAUCAACUUUCAGUCGCAUAACCUUACCAUCGCUGCUAGGGUGGCGGCAGAUCAGCUGAUCUUCUCGACCUGCAAUCUUGCAUUGUUUCUAUCGAGCAUGUCGUUCCUCGAAGGCAGCGACCCGAAAAAGAAGCUCGAGAAGAAUUAUUGGCCCGGGUUGAAGGCCAACUGGGCUUUGUGGCCUGCGGUUCAGGCAGUCAACUUCAAGUUGGUUCCAUUGGAGCAUCGAGUUUUGGUUGUCAACAUAGUCAGUCUGGGUUGGAACUGUUUCCUGAGUUGGCUGAAUAGCUCGAAAUGAGCUGGCUAUGUAGAUGGGCCCGGAACAACCUCAAGUGUGUGUGGUAUAGACUUUGUGUUUUGAAGUUGAUUAUAUAAUAGACAGCCGUUUAGUGAACAUUGAAAGUCGGUAAUAAAACCUUUGGAGGUAUACCAAAUGAACAAUA